Messenger RNA from Selaginella moellendorffii, 851 nucleotides. RefSeq names its product ras-related protein RABB1c. Gene Ontology annotation, cellular component: Golgi apparatus. Gene Ontology annotation, molecular function: GTP binding; GTPase activity. The record is from RefSeq and is a predicted model, not a curated record. The transcript has 6 exons. NCBI's taxonomy places the organism in Eukaryota, Viridiplantae, Streptophyta, Lycopodiopsida, Selaginellales, Selaginellaceae. Bases 61 to 693 code for a protein of 210 amino acids.
CAUUAGGUUUUUAGAAAAGAAGGAAGAUCCGGGAGCUAGCGUGAGCGCGAUCUCUCCACAAUGUCGUAUGCUUACCUCUUCAAGUACAUCAUCAUCGGCGAUACCGGGGUCGGGAAGUCGUGCUUGCUGCUCCAAUUCACGGACAAGCGAUUCCAGCCGGUUCACGAUCUCACAAUUGGCGUGGAGUUUGGGGCGCGGAUGAUCACAAUCGAUAACAAGCCCAUCAAGCUCCAAAUCUGGGACACAGCAGGCCAGGAGUCGUUUAGAUCGAUCACCAGGUCGUACUACCGUGGCGCUGCCGGUGCCUUGCUUGUGUACGACAUUACCAGGCGAGAGACUUUCAACCAUCUCGCCAGCUGGCUGGAGGACGCUCGGCAGCACGCAAACUCCAACAUGACCAUCAUGCUGAUUGGAAACAAGGCCGAUCUGGCGCACAGACGAGCAGUGAGCACGGAAGAAGGGGAGCAGUUCGCAAAGGAGCACGGACUUAUCUUCAUGGAGACUUCGGCCAAGACUGCCCAGAACGUUGAAGAGGCUUUCAUCAACACAGCUUCCAAGAUCCACCAGAAGAUCGAAGAGGGCGUGUUUGACGUCUCAAACGAGGCGUCGGGCAUUAAGAUUGGAGUUCUGCCAAAUCAUCCCGGCCACAGAGGAGAUAGCUCGGGACCCCAGAGUGGAGGAUGCUGCAGCUAAAAACGAAAGAUCAAGCUAUCAACCAAGAGAAAAAAAAGAAAAAUUCUUUGGGAUCAAACGACUCACAAGAUAGAUAGACUGUUCGUGAAUAAUUCUUGGCGCUAUUCCUCCUGUACAAAGCUUUAUCGUGAUGGUCUUUCCUUUAUCUUUCUUAACCA